CAGAGCAUCGGCCUGGUGCUUGUCCCCCUGCUCCCUGGGGUCCUGCUGUUGGGAGGGUGUCGGGUGCCAACCAGCAGCGCCUGCACUGGGUGAUGCUCGAAGGCUUCAAACCCAGGGAGGCGCUGGUUUGGGGAACAGCUUGCAGAGGGCACUGCUGAGCCAGCUGAGAGCCUGCUGGAGCCCGCUGCAAGGUAUCUGAGUGAAGGAGGAAGGAAGAGAAGAGAGAAGAAACCUGACCCAGGGGUAAAAAAAAAAAAAAAACCACGAACCACCAAAGCAACGUCACGUGUUGUGCCGUGGGACGUCUCCGUCAGCCUCCAAGUGCAGCUGGGUUGGGCACGGAGGAUGCAACCGGUGAGCUGUCCCCUGCGACCAGGUGGCCGAAACGGUGGGCAAACGUCUGGAGAUGUUUCCAGAGGAAGCUCAGAGCAUCUCAUAGGCUAACGUGGGGUUUUGGAGCUGGACAGACCUGGGCUUGGACUCCAAAGCUGUUUGCCGCAAGGCAUUCCCACCACGGCAGGGCGCGAAGGGGCAGCUGCGUGGCCGAAGGUUCUGGCUGCCCGUCGCGGCCACGGGUGGCCAAAGUGCUCGAGCGCGCGGUGGGACGCGGCGUGGCCAUGUAGAGCAGAUGGACACGGGAUGAGCCCUGCGCUGAGCCUGCUGCUGUCCCUGGCUGGCUGCACCCUGCUUCAGGGCGUGCCGUUCCCACCCCAGGACGUGAGGCUGGAGGCUCAGAACUUCCACGUGCAGCUGCGGUGGGAGCCGGACCCGCGCACCCCUGGCGAGGCCGCGUACCAGGUGGAGUGGAAGAGGCGAACCUCCAACUGGACCAGGGCAGAUGCCUCCUGGGGGAACCACACCGGCUCGCCCUGGGUGUGCCAGCUGUAUUUCGACGAGAUCUACGAUAUCUACUGGGCCAGAGUGAGAGCAGCGGGGGACGGCGAGCUGUCCCCAUGGGUCUAUUCCAAUGAGCUGCAGCCAUACAGAGACACAAUCGUGGGCCCCCCCAGGUUGUCCUGGCUGUUCCAGGGCCACGUCCUCAGCAUCAACGUCACCGCGCCGCUCACUCCGUUCCGAAGCAAGAAGGGCUCCUACAAGCCAGUCAACAAAGUGCUGCUGAAGCUGUGGUACUGGCUGCACCUCUACGACGGGGAUGUGCUCGCCCAGCAAGUGCCCUGCCGGCGGAGCGCGAGGGGAGCCCCGUGCACCUUCAGGCACCUGAAGCCGAGCAGCCGCUACUGCGUCCGCACGGUGGCGGUGGGCACGGCCCCCGAGCGGAGCCGGGAGGCUGAGCAAUGCCUGGUGACCCCGGCAGCUCCUGCAGCAGGCUUCCCCUGGGUCCUCGUCGCCGCGCUGAACGCCACCUUCCUGCUGCUGAGCGUGGCCGGACUCUGCCUGGUCCAUCUGUACGUCUUCCCGAAGCCCUCGGAGAUGCGCCUCCCGAAAACACUCGCCCCUCUGGACAGGAGCAGCAGGGGGGUGCCCGCCCUCGCGCCGCGGGAGGACGCGCUCGCCCUGCUGCUGCCGCCGGCCGGCAAGGAGCCGGCGGCGCCUGGAGCCCCGCUGCAGCCCAGCGCGAGGCGUCCCCAGGAGACGAGUGGUUACUGCCCCAAUGGGUUUGGGAGCGACCGCCCCGAGGGAUGGGACACGUCCUGCACCCGCAGCCAGCCCGGGAAGGCGCUGGGCACCUGGGCAUCGCUGCGGCUGGAGGAGGAGGAGGAGGAGGAGGAGGAGGAGGAGGAGGAAGAACGUGACGGGGAUGCUGCGACGGUUUCCACUGACAGCAGCGCAAGAGAUGGGGACUAUGGGACAUCCGAGACGUGGCUCCCCCUGCACCUCCAGCUUUAUUCCAAGUGCCCGUGGCCAGCUCCAGGAGCGGGCAUCAGCCUUCCUCCCUCCCUGCAGACCAUCAGCUUCAGCCCCGGGGAGCUGCGGGAGAGCGAGGCAGGCUGCUGGGUACCGCUCAGCUCCGUCAGGCUGCUGGCCAGCAAGGAGGAGGACGAGGGGCAGCCCCCCCGUGCUGUCCACCCCUCGAGGACCAAGCUUCAGCUGGGUGACAGUGCCACGCAGCAGGGUGACACGGGGCGGACAGCACCAGGCAGCCCCUGCCCGGUGCCCCCGGUGCCCCUCAGCACGUCCCACAUGGACAUGCUCCGUGGAGGGGGGGCAGCAACGUCCUCAGAGCAUCCCUCAGCGGUUUUGGGUGCAAAAUGUGAGGAAUAGGUGCCACAGCUGAACCUCCCCCCCCCCUUUAUCUAUUUAUCCCUCUACAGAAGUGUGUGUGUGCUAAUGCAUCUCUCUGUGUACACACGCACAAACAUCUCUUUCAUUAGAGGAGAUUAUUAUUA
Oxyura jamaicensis (ruddy duck) is the source of this 2348-nucleotide messenger RNA. RefSeq lists its product as uncharacterized. Gene Ontology annotation, molecular function: protein binding. The transcript has 8 exons. The coding region runs from base 640 to 2223 and encodes 527 amino acids. The record is from RefSeq and is a predicted model, not a curated record. NCBI's taxonomy places the organism in Eukaryota, Metazoa, Chordata, Aves, Anseriformes, Anatidae.